Anoplopoma fimbria (sablefish) is the source of this 6627-nucleotide messenger RNA. It is a transcript of the gene dagla, whose product is annotated as diacylglycerol lipase, alpha. NCBI's taxonomy places the organism in Eukaryota, Metazoa, Chordata, Actinopteri, Perciformes, Anoplopomatidae. The record is from RefSeq and is a predicted model, not a curated record. The transcript has 21 exons. The coding region runs from base 941 to 4216 and encodes 1091 amino acids. Gene Ontology annotation, cellular component: dendrite membrane; postsynaptic membrane. Gene Ontology annotation, biological process: lipid metabolic process.
UCCUUUUUAAAACGAAUAACUAACUAACUAACAAACAAGAGUGUCAAGUCCCCUCGGGGCACUCUCCGUGUGACUUAGUCCACAAAGACGGAGCGUCGUCCUCUUGGAGAACACCGCCCUCUUGGAUUCAGAGGCAGGUUGCCUGAUAUUCAGAAACCACCGGUGGCGCUCUUUCUCCGCAGGAUCUCCGGAGUGGCUGCGGGCUGCCAUUUACAACAAAAAAACCAAAAAAACCUGUCAGGUGUGCGUACAAACACAACGUACGGGAAUAGCCUAUUCGUACGUAUUUUUUUUUUUUUUUUCUCCGUGGGAGAAAUGUCCGAGGGGUUGGGCCAGACCUCCUGUGGAAACGCUGCCUCCGCUUAGCCGCUGCCCGCUCCGGGGUCCGGGAGUAGUCCGGUCCACACACACACACACACACACACACACACACACACACACACACACACACACACACACACACACACACACACACACACACACACACACACACACACACACACACACACACCGUGAGAGGAGCAAAUACUCUACAUCAAUCAAUCAUGCGGAGCUCCGGCGGACUGACGUGGAGAACGAGCCGCACUCAGUGAGCCGCCACAGCCGACGACGUGCUGCGGCUCAGCGGAGAAACCAAGACGGCGUCAAGCUGCAGCGGGCGGCGGAGUAAAGACGCUCUUCAGAUGGCAUGCAGCGGGUCCGCCUGACACCCCGAGGGAAGCUCCGGGUCCAUUCAUCCUCCCGGUGCAAUGACGUCCGCACGGUUAUUGUAAGAUCUUAUCGGUGAGGUUUCUGUGUGAAUCCAUCCGCCCUCCUCCUCCUUCAGACCGGGGUCGGUGUCGGGGAGAGAGACGCUGCUCGGCCGUCGGGAGGAUAUGGGAGAGAGAGCAGAGCCGAUGCAGUGGGUCUUGGCAAGGCACCGUGAAAAUACAGGGCAGUGAUGCCUGGCAUGGUGAUGUUUCGGCGGCGCUGGUCAGUAGGCAGUGAUGACCUGGUGCUGCCCGCCCUCUUCCUCUUUCUAUUGCACUGCAUCUGGCUGGUGGUUCUGUCCGUGGUGCUGUUCGGCCUCCCGUAUGGCUCCGAACAGUCCUGUUCUGUAACGCUGGUGGACCAUGGCCGAGGCUACCUGGGCAUCCUGGUCAGCUGCCUCAUCUGUGAGAGCGCCAUUAUGUGGUUGAGCAUGAGAGGCAGCAUUCUGUACACACAGCCCAGGGAAGCUGUGCAGUAUGUCAUCUAUAUACGGCUAGCUAUUCUGUUGGUGGAGCUAGUAUACGCUGUGGUGGGAAUUGCCUGGCUGGUCCAGUAUUAUCAGCCAUGCUCUGAUGUCACUGCCAAAAACCUGGCUUUGGGAAUCGUUGCAUGCAACUGGCUAGUCAUUUUCAGCGUUUGCAUUACCCUCACGUGCACCUUUGAUCCUACGGGUCGGACUUUUGUCAAACUGAAGGCCACCCGUCGGCGUCAGCGCAACCUCACUACGUACACACUCAGACACCGGCUAGAGGAAGGCCAAGCCAGCAGCUGGAGCAGGAGACUCAAGUUCUUCAUGUGCUGCACGAGAGCCCAGGAUACACAAUCAGAUGCGUAUUCAGAAGUGGCCAGCCUUUUUGCAGAGUUCUUCAGAGACCUGGACAUUGUGCCUAGCGAUAUUAUUGCUGGCCUGGUACUUCUCCGCCAGAGGCAGAGGUCUAAGAGAUCUGCCAUCCUGGACCAGGCAAACAAUGACAUCUUAGCCUUCUUAUCUGGAAUGCCUGUCACUCGUAAUACUCGAUACCUGGACCUUAAGAACUCCACCGAGAUGAACAUGUACAAGGAUGUGUGCUAUUACAUGCUCUUUGCCCUGGCUGCGUACGGCUGGCCCAUGUACCUAAUGAGGAAGCCUGCCUGUGGGCUGUGCCGACUUGCCAGCUCCUGCCCCUGUACUUCAGUAUCUGGCUCUCGAUUGUCUCAUUCUGUGACAGUGGAGGAGGACAAUUGUUGCGGCUGUAAUGUCCUGGCCAUACGGAGACACUUCCUGGACAGGGACCUCAAGCAGGUUCAGAUUGUCUACACAUCCUGCCACGAUGCUGUUUAUGAGACCCCGUUUUUUGUGGCAGUGGAUCAUGGGAAAAAGAAGGUUGUCAUCAGUAUCCGAGGAACACUAUCGCCAAAGGACGCCUUGACUGAUCUGACGGGGGAUUCUGAACGUUUGCCUGUAGAGGAGCAGCACGGGACUUGGCUUGGCCACAAGGGGAUGGUUUACUCAGCAGAAUACAUUAAGAAGAAACUGGAGCAGGAAAUGAUCUUGUCACAAGCCUUUGGAAGAGACUUGAACAAGGGCACCAUGCACUAUGGGCUGGUGAUAGUCGGGCAUUCUCUUGGUGCAGGCACUGCUGCUAUCCUCUCCUUCCUGCUGAGACCUCAGUACCCAACACUUCACUGCUACUCUUACUCUCCACCUGGUGGCCUUUUUAGUGCUGAUGCCAUGGAGUACUCCAAAGAGUUUGUCACAUCGGUGGUAUUAGGAAAAGACCUGGUACCAAGGCUCGGCCUGUCACAACUGGAGGGUUUCCGACGCCACCUUCUGGAAGUCUUGCAGAAAAGUAACAAGCCAAAGUGGAGGAUCAUAGCGGGAGGCACCAAAUGCAUCCCCAAAUCAGAGCUUCCAGUGGAGAACGAUGAUCCUCAGACUCAGCCGGCAGCGCCCCCCAGCAGUCGCCUGUGGCUCCACCCCAGUGACCUCAGCAUUGCCCUUUCAGCCUCCACCCCCCUCUACCCUCCUGGCAGGAUCAUCCAUGUGGUGCACAACCAUCCUCCAGAGACAUGUUGUGGCCAGGAGGAGCCGACCUACUCAGCUCUGUGGGGUGACAACAAGGCCUUCGAUGAGGUCAUCAUAUCACCCGCCAUGCUUAACGAGCACAUGCCCCACAUGGUGAUGGAGGGCCUAAACAAGGUGCUGGAGAACUACAACAAAGGGAAAACAGCUUUGCUUUCAGCAGCCAAGAUCAUGGUGAGCCCCACAGAAGUGGACUUGAACCCAGAGAGCAUGUUCGUGGAUACAUCAACAACUCAGCAGCCGACGCCUACAACCCACCACCGCAGGAACAGCAGUGUUCGACAAAAACCAUUGUUACGUUCGUGUGCCCAGUCUGAAAUAUCUCUGGAUGGUUUCUCUGAGUGCCCUCCUCCUCCAGUGCCUGUAGUUCUGCGUGGAGCACGGGAGCGCCUGACAGUGGAGCUGAGGGACCGCAAAGCACCGCUGGCUGUCAUGGAGAGUCUCUCAGACGCCGAAUCCCUCUAUAGUCUGGAUUCUCGACGCUCCUCAGCUGCGCUAAGGGGUUCCCCGAUGCUGAGUUGCCUCCCGUUCCCUUUGGAUGCCCCGAUCCCCGAGGAGAACCCGUCUCUCAGCUCCCGCACUGAACUACUGGCUGCUGACUGCCUCUGCCAGGACACGCCAGAGCACCUGGGUGAGGUUGGGCCCUUCUUUACCCCACUGGAAUCCAGAUCCACCCCGGAUUACCCCAUGGGGCUGUCUCCUGCCACCCCUCGCUACAGUGGAAACCAUUCCCCAGCUGUGCUAAAUCAGAGCGUCUUGGCUCAGCCUUUAAAGCCGGAGCCUAACGCCACCCGAAAAGUGCUUCCUGACGGGGAUCAACAACAGAUGCCUGGUGUCUACAGCCCAAGGAGCACUCCUAAUUCUCCACUCAGCCCACAGAUUGGUUCUAGACCAAUGGAUGGAGAUCAUGAAGAGUGGGAGCUGGAGACAGCAGAGAAACAGUUCAGUGCAGAGACCAGACCGGCAGCUUCUACUCCUCCACCCCAACUUUCCAAUGGAAACCCCAGCCAGGCGGUGCUGGAGUUCGCCCAGUACUUAGACUCUCUAUUCAGACUGGACGGCAGCAGCUCACCGCCUCUGGAGCUGUCUGACGGGGAGUCCGAGUCGGGCCGGGGCUCCGUCGGACAGGGAGAGUGUCUGGCAGACGGACAGCCGUUGGAUGACAAACAACUCCUGGCCAGAGCGACACUGGAGCCUAACCUAGUCCCCAAGCCCCCACGCACUUUUGCUGGAUCCGCUGACCCCUCUUCAGGCAUCUCUUUGUCGCCCUCUUUCCCGCUCUCGUCGUCUGAGGAGCUCAACGACCUUUCCCCCGGCGAGGGCGUACUGCCAGCCAUGCACUCCCUACGAACAUCUAGCCCUUGCCACUGUCCUGAAGAGAACACACUGUCAUCUAUGGUGUAGCAUUCUCCCAAGACUCCAGUGUCCUCUGCUCUAGAUUGACAGGUGCAGUCAUUUCAAAUGUAAAACAUAUCACAGUACGUGCAUGCGACGGAAUGCAGUCACUCAUCAGAGAUCCGAUGACAGAACUUGACGGACCAACUCACAAACUGUUUCCAUUCUUCAGGUGUCCCCAGUGAACGCUGUUUAUAGCAUUUUCACACUAUUGCAAUGACUAAGAAAAAGAAAAGAUACCUCUCUCUGCAUGCCAGGGGGCUGUACUGCUUUUGGGUGAAUAUAAAUAACUGUAGCUUCACAAUGCCAUUCCAAAACAAUGUUGUCUCACCCACGUAGGGACGCGUCAGCAUUACAUCAGUUCCCCAACGUAACAAAAAUCUAAGGGAGAUUACUUAACUGAGCAGGGAAUCAAAAACUAACACUGUAGAAGAGGUUAGCAUAGGCACAUCAUCUGGGUUGGUGUCCUGUACAACUUCCUGCACCCUCAGCAGCUCCGGAAAUUUUGUCCAGCGUUUAUUUCAUUUUCUUUCUUUUUUUUUUUUUUAAAUCAGGAAUGUGAAGAUGGACAUAUUCAUCAAUCAAUAGAAGUGAGAAGACAUUAUGAAAUGUUCCUCAGGUCUACAAAGAAAUGACUUUGAGAAAGAGAGUAAGUGUGUUACAUUGGUGAGAGUUCAUGUGUCUUAAAAAUGUAGUGAUUGUGACAAAGUUAUUACAGACGCCUAUGGAUGUUUUUUGAGUCUUUUGGUUACUCUUUAUAGUGCAUGAAGGUUUUUUUUGUCUAUAUUUUUAAAGAGAAAUGUCAAGAAGACACUUAGAUUGACAUUUGGAUACUCUUGCACACAUCAUAUUGCUCAAUUUACCCCCAAAAUAUUUGCCAAAAAAUGUAAUACAUUGUAUUGCCAAAUGUAUUUAUGAGAUGUAGUUUUGUAUAUGUAUAUGGGUAUUGCUUUAUUUAAACACAAGCUAAGUUCAUUAUCUCCUUCCCAUUCUAUUGGUUCCCAUGUAGACUGUUACACAGCAACACCGCGGAAAAGAUGCUAUCCUGACCUAGAAACACACUGCCAUGGCUUUCAUUUGGAGACCACAACCUCUGUACCUUGGGUUUCAACCAGUGAUAAUAAUAAUAACUAGCUAAUAGUCGUCCUAGUCUCAUAACUACUGUACCUUUCUCUUUGGGGAGCUCUUAGUAAUGUGCCCAGGUCAGAGUAAGCAUGAUUUAUGCAUUUCAGAGUAGCAUGGCUGGUAUAGAAAAUGUCUUGUUACUGAGUCGCAGUAAAUAAGAUCUAAAUUUUAAUAUAUGUAAACUCUAUAGAGGCUUAUAAAAACGCCUCGGUCACCAGACAGGACCAAACUGUUUAUUCUAAAAAUGUCACAGGAUUUCAGCUCUCUUGUUCUCAAGGUGCUCUCAGUCAUCUUGGACGUCAGGGUGUUUGCUUCCCUUUAAUGUGGUUCAUCUAAAAAAUCCUUGAUGUUGGACUGACUGAAUGAAUGAAUGGGUGUAACAGAUGGCUCACAAUUUGCAUUAUUUAUUACCGUUACUGUUGUUAUCACUUUUAUUGCUAUAUUUGAUGGUAUUAUUAUCCUUAUUGCUCUUGCAACAGAUUGGUUUGAUGUUAGUGGUUUUUAUCUCAGUUUUUUGGGGACAGUUUGGGGAACUUUUUAAACUUUCCCCAAAUGUAAGGAGUUCUAUAUUCCAGCUUUUUUUCUGUCCGAGUUGAAAAGUACUUGACAUUCUGCCAUUGCAUGGUGACAAUAUGCUCUUUUUACAAAUGUUUCAUGGCGGUGAGACAUGCUGCAGAGUGACAGCCUGCCCACAGUGACCUCUGGUGCUGCGCCACCGUCAAGCCUGGAGUCACCAUAGUGAUCUGCACAGUCUCUGUAUUUGGAUUAAGAUUUGAUGUGAUUACUCAGAGCAGACAGUUCCAGCCAGUUUACAGUCUGACACUACUCAAGUCAUGCUGCCAGUCCCAGUAGACUCUCACAAGACACUGUAAGGUUGGGCCAGCAAUUUCCUACUUUCGGUUACUUUGCUUGCAAACCGGUCAUACAUUAAAAACACUGCUGAAAGAAAGCACUAUAAUACUUUCUACCAUGAUGUGUACAGCACCAUGUUCUAUGUGUAAUUAUGUAUGCAGAUGUCUAAAAAAAAAAGAUGAAUUCAAAUAGAGUCACUUAGAAAACAACUAUAUAACCAUAAGGAGAUGAUGACUAUAUUAAAAGAUAUCAGUAUUGACUUGAUCUGAAAGUUAUUUAUUCAAACUAUUGGCAGAUUUAAAAAUUGGUCUAUAUUGAAAGAAGAAUAAUUCAACUAUGUCUUGUCCAUGUUUACCUGGUUUGCUUCCCCUCCUUUCCUGCCCCACAAUGAGAAUGUAUUUAAACCCUCCCCCUCACUGCCCUGCCUGUAAUGGAAUAAACUA